AUGAAACUAGGCUCCUGUAAUCUGCAGAGGGAGCCUUUCUCUCCUUUGGAAGCACGGUCACCUGCAGACCCACCAAACAAACCACAGCAGUUUGCAAAGCCUCUGUUCUUCACUGGAGGGUGCCACCAGAAGGAGGAAGGAGAAAACUGCAAGCCGAUCAAGGCACCCUGGAGGAACAACAACAUCAGUUUUCUGACCAGAGAGGCAGCUGUAACAGAGCAAGGAGAGACUAUCAUAGGUUUCUACCUGUUGGCUUUAGGUUGGUUGUCUUGGUUUGGAAACAGCAUUGUGAUUUUUGUCCUGUAUAAACAAAGACAUCUCCUGCAGCCCACCGACUACCUCACAUUUAACUUGGCAGUGUCAGAUGCCAGUAUCUCCGUGUUUGGUUAUUCACGGGGCAUCAUUGAAAUCUUCAAUGUCUUCAGAGAUGAUGGAUUCAUUAUCACAUCAAUAUGGACUUGCCAGGUUGAUGGCUUCCUGACACUUCUCUUUGGCCUGGCUAGCAUUAAUACCCUUACAGUGAUCAGUGUGACACGCUAUAUCAAGGGCUGCCAUCCUGAGAGAGGUCACUGCAUCAGCAACAGCAGCAUGUCGGUGGCUCUGGUUCUCAUUUGGGUGGCCGCUUUCUUCUGGUCUGCAGCUCCAUUGCUCGGCUGGGGCAGUUAUACAGAUCGCAUGUAUGGCACAUGUGAGAUAGACUGGGCAAAAGCCAACUUCUCUACAAUCUACAAGUCCUACAUCAUCUCCAUUUUUAUCUGCUGCUUUUUCCUGCCUGUCUCAGUCAUGGUCUUCUCAUAUGUGUCCAUCAUCAACACGGUCAAACUAAGCCAUGCAUUGACAGGACUGGGUGAUCCCACAGACAGACAGAGGAGAAUAGAGCGGGACGUCACCAGGGUCUCUAUUGUCAUUUGCACAGCCUUCAUUAUUGCCUGGUCACCCUAUGCUGUCAUCUCUAUAUGGUCUGCCUAUGGUCACCCUGUGCCCAACCUCACCAGCAUCCUUGCCAGUUUGUUUGCUAAGUCUGCCAGCUUCUACAACCCCAUUAUCUACUUUGGAAUGAGCUCUAAAUUUCGAAGGGACAUUUUCAUCUUGUUCCAUUGUGCCAAGGAAGCCAAGGACCCUGUGAAGCUCAAACGUUUCAAAAACCUCAAACCAAAGCAGCCACAGCCUUCUCAGAAAGAAGAGAAGUAUGCACCAGAAAUGCACCCUGCACCAAGUCCUGAUUCUGGGGUGGGAAGCCCAACCAACACCCCACCUCCAGCAAACAGGGAAGUGUAUUUUGGUAUUUUUGAUACACCAUCCAAUAACCCCAAUAUUGAAUGUGAUAGAUUGUAA
Messenger RNA from Melozone crissalis (California towhee), 1335 nucleotides. RefSeq names its product opsin-5-like. Gene Ontology annotation, molecular function: G protein-coupled receptor activity. Lineage: Eukaryota; Metazoa; Chordata; Aves; Passeriformes; Passerellidae. Bases 1 to 1335 code for a protein of 444 amino acids. Gene Ontology annotation, biological process: G protein-coupled receptor signaling pathway. Gene Ontology annotation, cellular component: membrane. The transcript is spliced from 7 exons. The record is from RefSeq and is a predicted model, not a curated record.